UUUAAUUAUAAUACAGAUAGAUUUUUAAACACUUUUUAUGGGACCAUCUAACAUUCGAUCUUAAUAGUUUUUAUACCAUUAAUAAGGCGUGUUAAUUUAGCGAUUCACAUUAAAAUUUCCUCGAUUCAUAUCGACUUAGAUAGCGAAUUCCGGGCAGCGUACUCUCCUGUUUAGAUUGGAAUCGCAUCUGGGCGAUCCGCGUAGAGGCAAUCUAUAUUGUGUAUACUUGGCAGGCUGCCCGGCACACAAGCAGCGUAAACAUUUGCCCCAUCGGAUGGAUGGGGGAGAGCUCCGACAUCGGAGAUCGAGAAUCUGGCAUUUGGAGAGCAUUUCGCUGAUGCGAUUGAGUUGGAGGAGAGAGCACCGAGUUCAGUCGGUCGAAGGAGCACGCCCCGGGCAGUCGCCAAUUAAAUUUGAGAAAAUAUUUGUAAACUAUUUGUAAACUCGUAAAGAGGAUUCAUAUUCAAAUCGCCCUCAAAUAUCUGCGGCAUGUUCAAAGUGUCACAGGAGAUGCGUCUCAACACGCAGGCAGCCACCUCGGCCUCCACUUCCACCUCCAGUUCGAGUGGCCUGGAUGGCAAUAGUCCGGAGGAGGGCGGUAUUUUUGGACGCUACCAGCGGACGCCCGAUGCGGAUGCCUAUCCCUCGGAAACGCCGCGCGUCUAUGUGGCACCCGAGCUGACCGACGCCGGCAAGGUGCAGCUGCUCCACUUUCCCAGCGGAGCGGUGAGGGUCAACAGCCCGCUGGGCUUCAUCAUCAAGCGCAACGGGGUCAAGGGAAACUUCGAGGUGCGCGUCGAGGGUCCCAGUGGCCAGCCCAUCCAGCCCGUGCGGCAGCAGCAGCUGGAUCCGGAGCGCUUCCAGAUCGAUUGCCAACUGGCCGCCGGAGCGGGUCUCUACAAGGUGCACAUCAAGUGCAAUUCCGUCACCCUGCCCCGCUCACCAUUCAUCAUCGUGGCCAUAGCAGGUGCUCCCGAAUCCAUCGAGGGCAAACCUGCGAGCUCUUCCGGUAUGUUUUAUCAAGAAAAGUGCACCCAAGUUGAGAUAAUCAAUGAGCAAUGGUCUGUUUUAGUGCCCACCUUGGAUUCGGAUGCCAGCAGAGUGCAGAGCCGUGGCCUGGGACUCACCCAUGUCAGCUUGGUGGAGCGCAAUGAGUUCACCGUGGACUGCAGCCAAGCGGGAAGCAACCUGCUCCUGGUGGGGGUGCUGGGGCAACGCGGUCCCAGCGAGGAGGUGGUGGUCAGGCAUCUGGGCCGUGGCAUUCACAGGGUGACCUACCGAGUGUGCGAUACCGGCGACUACAUCCUGGUGGUCAAGUGGGGCGAGGAGCACGUACCGGGCUCACCGUUCAGCUUAAGUGCGGAUUAGCCGUACAAUAUAAAUGUGCCAGUAUAAAUCAGCUGACCUUGAUGGGGCGCCACUACCACCCAUCAGCCGCCUCCUCAGUGGAAUCCUGAGCAGCUCCUCCGGGCGAUGUGCUCCCUAAUGAUGAUUGCCGAUGAUAGCGUUAUGGGUGCUCCAGCCGCGUUCCUUGUUGGCCUUUCCCCCACUAAUGACGUUCGCAUUUGGGAGCUGAUGCUGUCGGCGCCUCACAACCUAAUGAUGAUGACCGGCGAAUGUGGGUAAACUGAGUUUGUGGGGGCAAAUAGUAAUGUGUACAGCCGAGGUUGAUGCAAUAGUCAGAAGUAUGUAAUAAAAAUACAACAUUUUAGAUUUUAGCAUGCAUUUACCAAUAACAAUGUGUUAAUAACCAUAUAUAAUAAAUGUACUAAAAUAACAAUUAUAUAAAAGAGUACCAUGUUAAGAGUGCCAUAUUAAAAAUCAUACACAAUGAAAUAAUUUAAGUACCAUACUCUAUAAAAAAAAAAAAUUGGGGUUUUGUAUAUGUGGUUAAUUUACGGCUAUUAUUGAACUGACCAUCACUGUUCAUAGAAAUGAUUAAAGGCGG
This is a messenger RNA of Drosophila teissieri, 1948 nucleotides long. Its product is annotated as filamin-A. The transcript is spliced from 2 exons. Lineage: Eukaryota; Metazoa; Arthropoda; Insecta; Diptera; Drosophilidae. Bases 490 to 1368 code for a protein of 292 amino acids. The record is from RefSeq and is a predicted model, not a curated record. Gene Ontology annotation, molecular function: actin filament binding. Gene Ontology annotation, biological process: actin cytoskeleton organization.